Messenger RNA from Varanus komodoensis (Komodo dragon), 5457 nucleotides. It is a transcript of the gene RASSF9, whose product is annotated as Ras association domain family member 9. NCBI's taxonomy places the organism in Eukaryota, Metazoa, Chordata, Lepidosauria, Squamata, Varanidae. Gene Ontology annotation, biological process: signal transduction. The record is from RefSeq and is a predicted model, not a curated record. Bases 82 to 1398 code for a protein of 438 amino acids. The transcript is spliced from 2 exons.
CUGCGGCAGGACAGGAACUGCACCACCAGCCCGAUUUUUAAAGAGCUGUUUGAUGUUGUUUGUCUACCGUUGGGACUUAGCAUGGCUCCCUUUGGAAGGAAUCUCUUAAAGACGCGCCACAAAAGCAGAUCACCAGUGAAAGAGAUGGGAGCCACUGACCAGGAAAUUGUAGUCUGGGUUUGCCAGGAAGAGAAAAUUGUCAGUGGACUGACAAAGCGCACAACCUGCAUGCAGGUGAUUGAAGCCCUGCUUGAAGAACAUCAAGCCACCUUAGCAGAAAAAAGGUUUCUUUUUGGACAGCCCAAAGAUUAUUGUAUUAUAGAAAAAUGGAGAGGUUCCGAACGGGUUCUUCCACCUCUCACAAAAAUGCUAAGGCUCUGGAAAGCCUGGGGGGAAGAGCAGCCUAACUUGCAUUUUGUCUUGGUCAAAGCAGAUGCCUUCCUUCCCUUCCCAUUGUGGAGGACAGCUGAAGCUAAGGUGGUACCAAAUCUGGAAAAGCACUGGGAUCUCAGCCCAGCAAAUUACAUGAAGAUGUUGCCAGUGGACAAGCAGAAAAGGAUUGUUAGGAAAACCUUCCGGAAGCUGGCAAAACUGAAACAGGAAGGGGUUCUGAAAGAGAGGGACAAUAUAGAGACACUUAUCCAUUUGAUCCUUUCUCAGGACCACACCAUUCACCAGCAAAUCAACCGAAUGAAGGAACUGGAUUUAGAGAUUGAACAGUGUGAAGCCCAAUUUCACCUUGCUCAGCUUGAGAGCAAUGGGGAAAAUUAUGUGCAGGAGUCCUACUUAAUGGCUACUUCUACUAAUGCUGCAGAACAACAAAUGGAAAUGCCUUUCACCCAUCAACAGGUGCAAGAUAGUGCAUAUAGAAGUGAGAGGAUUUUACAAGUGGAAGAAGGACUGAAGUAUCACAAACUACUGAUUGAAAAGCUAUCUGCUGAAAUAGAGCAAGAAGUAAAGGCAAUUGAAAAAAAUGGAGACAUGUGGACAGAGGAGGCAUCUAAAGCUGAUAUGGAAAGUACUGAUGUACAAGGUGUCAAGGAUGAGCUGGAGAAAAGUAUGCAAGAUGCCUUAAGAAUCCAUUCACAACUGAACUGCAUCCAGCAGGAGCUAAAAUACAGGGACAUAAUGCUUCAAAACAAGGAGAAAGAAUAUGAUCUCCUGGCAGAAGAGCUUAAUGCUUUGCCCGCAAAAGACGCAGCUGAGUACAGGUACCCACCUAGUGAGGAACAAGCAAAGGAGAGUGAAGUUGCCACCAAGAGCUUUACAGGGACAGACCUACUUCAUAAAAUGACUAAUUUAGACAUAAAUGACACAGACUCAGAUACUGGAAUCAGUUCUUCUCACAGUCAAGACUCAGAGACAGCAAUAGGGGACACCUUGCUGUUAUCCACAUAGUUGAAAACUAUGCUUAUUUUAUGGAGACCGUGCCUGGAAGAAACAAUGGAUUAAUAUGGAUAAGGUGGUGUCUUCCUAUGGGUCAGGUUCAUGUGGAUGAAGCUGCCUUGAGCAGGAUAUUCAAUAUAUAAAUGAAUAAAUACUCUUCCGUCAUACAAAUUAGAAAUACACUUAAUUCUCAGCUAUAGAGAGGGAGGCAUGUGAAAAUUAAAUUUCCCUAUUCAUAUAAUUCAAUUGACAAUUCAGUCUAAACAUUGUCCAUGUAGAUGUGUCAUACAGCAUUUCAAAUGCCUUCAAUAAGAAAAGACUCACCAGACUCUGGUGGUAAUGAACCAUGAACUGAUUGCAAAUCAGUUGCCCUCUCAUAGUAAUCUCAGCUCUCUCUCCAUUUCAUCUUUGCAGUUGCUGAGAAUACUGCUUCAUUCCCUACCUGCCAACCCACUGCCAGACAAUGCCUUGAAUAGUUCUGGAGAUUAGGAACCUGAAAGAUCAGGGUGGAUAGCCUAUGAACAGGGUCAAUACUAGAUAUUGUAAAAAAUUCAGGACUCAGACCCAUAGGACACAAAUGUGCAUAAUCUUUGGGUAGAAGAAUUUGGAUAUGCAAAUAUAGACACAAUUACUAAGGUUUAUUUAAAUUUCCUUGGAAAAGCAGCCAAGAAAUUUCUUAUCCAAACCACUCAAACAGAAUCCUUCAAUUAAAUUGGGCCUGGCCUCAGAUCAUGCCAAACCAAUGGAAAAAGGCUAUUUGCAAAGCUAUAUUGCCACAUGGGGAGAGGAAUUAUUGAGAGGGCUUCAGCAUGUGGGAAGGGAUGGUUAAUCCUUCUCUUCCCUUGAAAACUGCCCCCUGCAUGGUAAUUAAGUUGAGAAAAACAGUCCAUUGGCACCAGUGAGCACUCAGAGCUCACGGUUCAGUCCUAAUGUGGACCCUACCUAACUUUCCUACACACAUUAACACUUGUUUACACAACAAGGUGUCAGAGUGAGGCAAGCAGUGGGGCAAGAGUGGGGGUAUUCGCCCUCCUCACUUUUUCAAGCCAGUAAUUCCAUAUAUCACAAGGAGAUGUUUACGGCUUGUCACAGCAUCAAAGAAGUAGCAGUACCCUAUGAGCUUGGCUUGCUAGACAGUUAACCUGUUCAAAAAUUAGUGUUUCAUCUCUCUGAAUCUGAUGCACAUUUCACCGAAUAGCAUUUUUCCUGCCUCAGCCUAUGACUGGAGGGAAACUUAGACUUGGGUGUCGGCACCCAAAAAAGUGGGUUUUACAGUGCCAUAAAAGUGAAUAAGAAUUUGGCAACUUUUGUUUGGUCUAUUAUUUGUUACCACAAAUGACAUCAUACAAAUGUAGUAAAUAGAAGGGUUCUAUGUGUGUGUAUAUAUAAUAGCUAGGCGAGAACAAGUUCAGCCUACUCCUGAACUUAUAUUUUAGACUAGGCCUACCAAACUGGUAGGUCCAUACCUUAUACAGUAUGUCAACCAGGUGAUAUGGAACACUAAACAACCUGUGGGUUUUAAUACAAAACAGCCAUGUUGCCUGUAGCUAUGAGGGGAGGUUUAUAUAUGAAGCUGUUCAACAAAUUAAAGGCCAAUGAGAAUGGAUGAAUGAUGCAUUAUUUGUACUUUGAAAAAUUCUUUCUUGUAUUUAGACCUGGAGUUCUCCCUCACACAUAAACAUCAACUGGCUGCUGUGCUUAAAAAACCCCAUUUUAAUACAAGAAAGGAAAUAUUUCUCCUGAGUACUGAAGACUACAUUGUGUAUGUUAUGAAAAAGUUUUGCAUAGAGAUUUCUCCUGACUGCCUCAUGUUUUAAAAAAUGUGGCUGUAGCAUUUGACAUUAUAUUAAUGCCUUCAGGAUAACAUUGUUGAGCUUGCUAAUCUGUCAGUUCCUAGUGGAAACAUGAAUUAAUAGCAGAUUGGCCAUCAUAGUUUGUAAUAAUUUAUUAAUACAUUUAGAUACCAUUAUAUAUUUUGUGUGCUAUAUGGUAUAAUUCUCAAGCCUCUGGUGUUUAAAAAAAAAAUCAGCUGAUGCCUAUCAUUAGUUAGUCUGAAGUAUUCCCACAGUUUAUGUAAGACACCUCAGAAGAUCAUUUUCAGGUCUUUAACAUUGUACAGGUUGCACUUAGCUAGCACCCCUUGUGCCAUUACUUUAUGAAUAAGAAUUGAAUUCAAGGAUUAGAUUGAGGGCACAAUCAGAGGCAGUACUAGGUACUGAAAAGAUCUAAGUCUCACGUCCCCAGGACAAAAUAAAACAUACAAGUUUGCACUUGUUAAUUCAUACAUGCUCAAAAGUCUCUUUCUAUAUGUAUCUUUAAUAGACUCUGACUCCUAAAUAUACCUGAAUUUGGAAAAGAAAGGUAUGUAUAGAUGAGAGAGAGGAGGACAUUGGGUUUCAGAAAAUAAAGUCUGAAGUAGAAAGGUUCAAGGAGGGAUAACAGGAGGUCAAGUGGGCAAAAAGCCAGCUAAACCAGAGAUCAAAAAUUUAGAGCUUCAGCCUGAUGGGCCACCCCCUGACACCACCCAUGAGCACAACACCAUACAUGUUUAGAUGCAGAUGUCCUACUGUUCCCAGCAUUCUUUAACUAUCAGGGCUGGAAGGAGGAUUUUGGGUUUUGUUAUGCUUGUGGCUGUUUUUUGUUCUAAACACAGAUUUCAGCUAUACUACACUGGAUUAUCUUCCAUUACCUAUUUUACAUCUAUGUAAUGUUAAGCGUUAAUUCCUUAUUAAUUUAAAGAGACUUUUAAUAAUUCAGGGUGUAAGCCACUGGGAUUUUAUCCAGAACAUCUCCCACUGAGGAUAUCCUAUGUUCUUCCAUGUGCCAUUCAUUAUUGUAUUCCUCCUUUUUUCAUGAGUCUUUAUAUUUGAUCAUUUCCUAUAAAAUAGGUAGCAUCCAUGUUACAAUGAUAAUGUAAGCUACAAUCAGAUAUUACCAAGGUAUGUUUAUGUUGGAGUAAAACUGGAAAACAACACAUUUUCUUUGUAGGAGGAAGUAAAACUGCAUCUACUUCACACAGUGGUUAUUUGGAAUCUAAUGAUUCAUAAGUUUAUUUUGCGCUUUUCAUUGACUUGAGAGCCAUAUCCCUGCCAUCUGGUUUUAUUCAAAUGUGGGAUAUGGUCUGUCCCUGCAUGCAGAAGAUGUACAACUCUCCGCUUCAUCUGAUUAGUGGAGGUUGGCUAGGGUGGAGCAUGAGUCAUCUAUGCUUUCUCUCUUUCCAGUGUGCAAAAUGGCCACUGGUCUCAAGCUUUGGAAAUCUGGUUCUCUGGAUUUAAUAGGGUUCAUCUCCAGCGAUUAGAACUGCAAAGUGAGCAUGCAACUGGGCCUUCAAUGUACAGAAUACAGCGAUGUAUCCUACAGGCUGUCACAGUGCCUUCUAACACACAGUGGAAAGAAAGCUUUAUUGAAAUCUAGGAUUUGCUUCCACAUAAUUUUCCUUGUCCCAGCAACUCAGGUACUUGUCAUAUACACAUGGAAGUCACAGAGUUUUUGGUCAAGGGAAAUGUUUUGGGGAAUAAGAUUUAAUGGUCUGAAACAAUGUGUGCAUGAGACAUUAUCUGACCCAUUCAGUAAAGCUGGUGGAUGUACAGACCUUAGUCCAGCUAAAACUGCAACUUUAUGCCAAGUUACCUGGGAUUUAUUCCAUAUUUAUCCCUGUUGAAGUCCUGAAUAGAAACACACAUGGUCAUGUGAUGUGGUUGGUUGUCCUUAAAUCUUAUUGAAAUAAGUGAGACUUAACUUAGGCAUUACUAACUUGUCCUGUUAUUUUUGAUGGUAGUUAAGUACAUGCAACUUUAAUUUGUUUGAGUGGCAGAGGCUGCAAAUCAUCAUUUAGUACUGCCUGUAUUAUGUACAAAAUAAUUCCUUAAACUCUAUCACAAUAUAUCUCCAGACUAAAGUGAGAUAUUUAAAUUAAAAUAUUUAUGAUCACUGACAGAUCAUCUGACAGCUCUUGUAUCUAGAAUGUCAGCUUGGAAUUUAAUUAACAUUCAGUUCCAUAGAAAUGUAUCUGAGCAAUGAUUAGAGUUGUGUCAUGUAUUUUUUAAAAAUAAAAUGCUUCUACAAAAUGAA